UAAAAAAAAUAAAAAUGAAUAAGGUGCGCCGCCGACUGCUAAUGGCGGAAAGGGUUUAAAGCUCAAGGGUUUUACAUUCCCGCCGUUACCUCUCUCUCUCAAAAUCUUCGUCGUCCCAAAACUACCACCUUAUCUCAAUUCGCUGUUGUUAGAAUUACUGAAGCAAAUAAGCAAUUUCUUCAGCAAAAGCUUUUAUGUGCGAAGAAAUUGAAAUUGUUCGAUGCUGGUUUCUUCAAUCAGGUCAGCAUCUCGCGCAAAUCUCUUUAGAUAUCUCCAAAUUAUUCGAUCACAAUCAGUUCCGUCGCUCGCUCAUUUCACUCCUUACUUUUCGGAUUCGGCUUCCGACGACCUGAAAUCCAAUGAUGUUUCUGUAACAAAUUGCGGAGACAAUGAAAAUGUAUUGGAAUUGAAUUCGCAUGGGGUCGUUCAGAUUCUGCAAAAUAUGAAAUUGGAACCGGUUUCUGCAUUAUCCUUUUUUAACCAGCUCAAGGGAAAGGGAUUUCAGCAUGAUACCCGAAGUUACUUGGCUAUGAUCAAGGUACUCUGUUAUUGGCGCAUGGACCGAAAACUGGAUUGUUUAUUUACAGAUAUUAUUAUAAACUUGAAAAGUGGGGAUUUCUGUUUUGAGGUAUCGGAGUUGCUGGAUGCAAUGGCUGAGGAGCUCAAGGCUGAUGGGCCUAGUUCCCUGCUUCGGGCUUUUGAUGCCCUAAUUAAGAGUUAUGCUAGUUUAGAAAUGUUUGAUGAGGCGAUUGACACUCUCUUUGCAACGAGAAGGCAUGGUGUUGGGCCGUGUUUGUUGUCGUGUAACUUUUUGAUGAAUAGGUUAGUUGGGCAUGGAAAAGUGGACUCAGCUGUUGCUAUCUAUAAACAGCUGAAGAAUAUUGGGGUGGAGCCAAAUAUAUAUACUUAUGGGAUUGCAGUUAAGGCGUAUUGUCGAAUGGGAUGUUUGGAAGAAGCUGCAAAGGUGUUUCUGGAGAUGGAGGAGGCUGAAGUGGUGCCUAAUUCUUUUACCUAUACACCUUAUCUUGAAGGACUCUGCAUGCAUGGCCGGUCAGAUUUAGCGUAUGAGGUUUUACGAGAUUGGGAUGCCCAAAAUGUCCCCGUGGAUGCUUAUGCUUAUACUACUGUCAUUCAAGGCUUUGUUAGUGAGAAGAAGCUGAAAGCUGCAGAAAUGGUAUUACUUGACAUGGAAGAACACGGGGUAGUCCCCAACGAAGUUAGCUAUCACGCCUUAAUUCAGGGGUAUUGUGAUUCUGGAGAUAUAGUUAGAGCUUUGGCCAUCCACGACGAGAUGGAGCUAAAGGGUGUCAGAACCAAUUGUUCGAUUCUCUCUUCGAUUCUUCAGUGCUUGUGCCUGAAAGGUAUGUAUUCUGAAGCAAUAAGCCAGUUUGUUAACUUUAAAAAGAUGGGCAUCUUUCUUGAUGAAGUCAUACACAAUGUUGCUAUUUAUGCUUUAUGCAAAAUGGGCAAGUUAGAUGAUGCAAAAAGAUUGUUUGAUGAGAUGAAGCAUAAGAAACUCAUACCAGAUAUUGUGCAUUAUACAACUUUGAUCAAUGGUCACUGUCUAAAUGGAAAUAUUUUUGAUGCUGUGCAUUUAUUUGAUGAAAUGAACAAAAGCGGCCUGAGAGCUGAUAUUAUUACUUAUAAUGUUCUCGCUGGUGGAUUAUCUCGGAAUGGAUUUCUGGAUGAGGUGUUUUUCCUGCUGGAUACUAUGAAAGGGCAAGGCUUGACCCCCAGCAGAGUCACGCACAACAUGAUCAUUGAAGGCCUUUGCUUUGGGGGGAGAGUAAAAGAAGCUGUAACAUAUUUCAAUAACCUGGAAGAAAAAAGCAUAGAAAAUUAUUCUUCCAUGGUGAAUGGUUACUGCGAAUCGGGCAACGCGAUCGAGGGUUUUAAACUUUUUUGUAGAUUGUUUAGCCAAGGGAUACUUAUAAGUAGGAAUUCUUGUGCAAAGCUUAUCAGCAGCCUCUGUUUGGAAGGGGAAAAUAAUGGAGCUAUUAAAGUUCUUAAGAUUAUGCUCUCUACCGAUGAUGGCCCUAAUAAGACAAUGUAUAUCAAGCUUAUUGCUGCUCUUUGCCGUGCUGGAGACAUGGAAAAUGCCCAAUGGGCAUUUGGCCAAAUGGUUGGCAGAGGAUUAACUCCCGAUGUAGUUAUCUACACCAUUAUGCUGAAUGGAUACUGUCAAGUGAACCGCCUGGAGGAAGCUUUUGCUCUUUUCAGUGAUAUGAAGGAAAGGGGCAUUAGUCCCGACAUUAUAACUUAUACAGUAUUGGUUGACGGGCACUGUAAAACAACUAUGAAAAAGGACCGAUCUAAAAAGCGUUUAGAAGGAAACAAGAUGGUAAAACAGGUAGCUUCAACUUUUUUGCGUGAAAUGAAGGAGAUGGAAUUAAAGCCUGAUGUCAUUUGCUACACAGCAUUGAUUGACAGUCAGUGCAAGUCAGAGAACCUUCAAGAUGCUGUUUCCCUCUUUGAUGAAUUGAUUGAACAAGGUUUAGUACCUGAUACUGUCACAUACACAGCCCUCAUUUCUGGCUAUUGCAAGCAGGGAAAUAUGGACAAGGCUUUAACUCUUGUGGAUGAGAUGUCAUCCAAGGGAAUACAGUCAGAUAGCCGCACUAUGGCAACAUUGCAUCACGGUAUCAUGAUAGCAAAGAAAGUGCAGUUUCACCGUUAAAUUUCACAAUUCCCCUAGGAUGGGUAUGGCUUACUGUAGCUUGGGAAACUCACUUCAUUUGAGUAGUGGCGGAGGAUCGGUUCUUCUUGAAUUUUAGGAUUGCCGUGCCUUGUAUGGUUAAGAUGGAUCCUAUGACUUUUUGCUAUGGCUGCAACUCCUGACGUGGCCGUUACUGCUGCAACUAGGCGUCCUGAGGAGACAUUGGGAAGCUGCUUCUGGUUCUGACUAUUGGUUCAUGUGAAGAUUGCAUUGUCUGAAAGUCCAAAAAGCCCCUUCAAGUGUUGAUUACUACUACGAACAGUUCUCAUGUAAUUCUUCUAUUUCAGAUCUAUUCUGAAUUUCAUACGUACUGGAUUUGACGAGAGAACAUUGCACCAAUUUGGGCUCCGAGUGCCACGUGUCUCUGAUAUUUCCUCAAACAAGGAGACCGUGAUUCAAAUAAAAUGCUGAGCUCCAGCUUCGGCAUCAAGUAUGCUGUUGUGACAUAUGUCUUGGACAUGCUCUGGAAUUCGAGCAUUUGCUGUUUGCAGAUAUGUGGAGUUUCAUGUUUUUGGCAACCUGAAGAAGAAUCGCAGAAACACACAUAUAUCUUCUUCUUUGGCAAUGGCAACCUAUAUUAAUUUCUUCAUCUUCUUGAGUAGGGCGCCUCUGAUUUCUUUUGUCACUUAUUUUGCCUCGUACUUUUUACUCCUUAUUUUUCGUGUUUCUCUCUCAUUUUAUUUACUUGCGUCUCUAUCACUUGCUGGAAAAUAUUUUGUUUACCACAUGGAUUAGAAGAUGUGGGAAUGUGCCCUUUUAGCUACUUGGCAAACUGAAAUCUAUUUAUUUAUUUAUUUAUUUUUGUGGAUUUGCAAUUGCAA
Salvia miltiorrhiza (redroot sage) is the source of this 3537-nucleotide messenger RNA. RefSeq names its product pentatricopeptide repeat-containing protein At2g26790, mitochondrial. Bases 221 to 2677 code for a protein of 818 amino acids. The record is from RefSeq and is a predicted model, not a curated record. Gene Ontology annotation, molecular function: protein binding. The transcript has 6 exons. Lineage: Eukaryota; Viridiplantae; Streptophyta; Magnoliopsida; Lamiales; Lamiaceae.